CUGCAGAGACCAGAGCAGGUGGACCUGACAAGCGGCGACAACAGGACGCAAAUAUGUCCGUCACAGAGUCAAAGUCAGAGCUCUUUACCGUGUGCGGGGUCGACGUGGUGGAGUCCGGAGCCAAGGCCAGGGAGGCCCCCAGGAGUGAGAGCAGUGUGUUUGAGCACUACAUCCAGCCUUGUCUGGCGGAGAUGUUAGGCACAGCUCUGUUUGUGUUUGUGGGGUGUGUGUCUGUGGUCGGCAACGCGGGGCUGUCGGGGUGUCUCCAGCCUGCUCUGGCUCACGGCCUGGCUCUGGGUGUGCUGAUCAUGGUGUUUGGAGAGAUCAGUGGGGGCCACUUAAACCCUGCAGUGACGCUGUGUGUGGCCCUGUGUGGGGGGAUGAAGCUUGCUCUGCUAGCACCCUACGUUCUGGCUCAGCUUUUAGGCAGCAUGGUUGGAGCUGCGCUGGCCAAAGCAGUCUCCCCUAGCGCCAACUUCUCCAGUGCAGCCGGGGGGGCGUUUGACGUGGUGCAGACCAGCGGUGCCGUGGGUGCUGCCACGGUGGCAGAGAUGCUAAUGACACUGGUGUUGACGCUGGUGGUCUGCAUGGGCGCUGUCAACGCCAAAACAAAGACUCAGUUGGCUCCUCUCUGCAUCGGGCUCGUUGUGACGGCCAACAUACUGGCCAGUGCAUUUGUGUCUGGGGGAUGUAUGAACCCAGCCCGGGCCUUCGGACCCGCAGUGGCAGCGAAACACUGGGAGCACCACUGGGUGUAUUGGGUGGGCCCCAUCUGUGGAGCCCUCCUCACUGUCAGCAUGGUCAGGUUGUUUUUUGGUGACCAGAAGACCCGUGUGAUAUGGAAGUAAAUGGCCAUCAACACCCAAAUGGAAUGUCAAUGUGCUUAGAAAAAAUAUCAAUUUUAAAAUUGUUGCUGUGUAUACAUUAAAGUGUUAUGUACUAGUAACAAAGCACUGUAAAACUGUAUUUUUGUGAAUUAAGAGGAAUGCAGGUGCAUCAGUAUGUUAUCAAGGUCCCUUUGGACGUUUUAUUUUCAUUCUUGCUCUCAGAAAGUGCAUAAUUUAGCCUUGUGCACAUUUAUGUAUCUGUACCAGCAUUUGUGUGAUUUUGUUAUUCAGAAAACCAAAUAAAGGAAUAGGAUCAAUUAUUCAAUUUCUGUAUUUACAGCAGUCAGCAAUGUACCAACCAAGUUUUUAUAUUGUAGAAGGUUCAAUGUUCUUGAAGGGAAAAGUUUAUCAUGAUUGUAUCAUAUGAAAGUGAUGGAACAACUGGCCCGAGCCUGCCAAGCACUGUAUAUUGAAUCAUAUGUGAGUUUCACACCUUAAGAAAUCUUCAGUGUGGCGUUUGUAACGUUCACAAGAAUAUGACUUUAAAUACAUUACAAUUGAUGGACCACAUCCCUCUCCACACUUCAUCAAGGUUGAUAAUGAGUUGUUUGUGACUUUGUUUGAGUCAUUAACCUGCUAAAUAUCUUUGUUUCCUAUAGCCUCAACUCUUAUCAUGCGCAAGGUGCAUCUAUGAAGCUGUGUAGCCUGUGGCUCAGCAUUUUCUGACAGUAAAUGUCCCUUUUAAAGAAAAUUUAACUUCUACUCAAGACUAUGAAGCUGAUCAAAAGUUGCUUGUCUGUCUAACGUCUCUGCUCUGGGAGAAAUAAUGAAAGGUUGCAACGUCUUCGUCUUAACUUACUUAACUUCUUGUUCUGCAAUGUAGGAUAGGGUUUUCAUGAAAU
This is a messenger RNA of Osmerus eperlanus (European smelt), 1729 nucleotides long. RefSeq names its product aquaporin 8a, tandem duplicate 1 (gene aqp8a.1). Bases 54 to 848 code for a protein of 264 amino acids. The record is from RefSeq and is a predicted model, not a curated record. The transcript has 5 exons. Gene Ontology annotation, molecular function: water channel activity. NCBI's taxonomy places the organism in Eukaryota, Metazoa, Chordata, Actinopteri, Osmeriformes, Osmeridae. Gene Ontology annotation, biological process: transmembrane transport; water transport. Gene Ontology annotation, cellular component: plasma membrane.